AUGUACAUUUUUAUUGCAGCUUUGUUAAUCAACUCUGUUCUUUACAGCACUGCUAUCUAUCCAAAGCUUUUGAUUGACUUUUUAUCUGAAAAACAGAUCAUAUCUUAUUCAGGCUGUCUCUUUCAGUGGUUUAUAUAUUACACUCUAGCCAUUUCAGAAUUCUUCCUGUUGUCAGCAAUGGCCUAUGACAGAUAUGUGUCUAUAUGUAAACUUCUGCAAUAUCCAACUAUCAUGAAAAAGACAACUGUUUAUGUUUUCCUAAUUUUAGCUUGGACUCUACCUGCUUGUCAGUUUUCAGUGGGAAUGUUAGUGAAUGCAAAUAAAAAGCUCUGUUACUUUAUUUUAAAAGGGAUCAUUUGCAACAGCACAGUUCAGAAACUUCAAUGUGUGAGUUCACCAGAGCUGAAUAUAUAUGGCUUGAUUGUGUUUGUAAUUGCUGUACCUCUCCCUGUACUCUUCAUACUUUUUACAUACACCAGGAUACUUAUAAUAACCUAUCGAAGUAGUAGAGAAGUCAGGAGAAAAGCUGCACAGACCUGUCUACCCCACCUGUUGUGGGCCAACACAGUAUACAGGAAGGUGGUGACAGCCGUGGUUGUGAUGGAGUAG
Messenger RNA from Perca flavescens (yellow perch), 609 nucleotides. RefSeq names its product olfactory receptor 2T27-like. Bases 1 to 609 code for a protein of 202 amino acids. Gene Ontology annotation, biological process: detection of chemical stimulus involved in sensory perception of smell; G protein-coupled receptor signaling pathway. Gene Ontology annotation, molecular function: odorant binding; olfactory receptor activity; G protein-coupled receptor activity. Gene Ontology annotation, cellular component: membrane. The record is from RefSeq and is a predicted model, not a curated record. NCBI's taxonomy places the organism in Eukaryota, Metazoa, Chordata, Actinopteri, Perciformes, Percidae. The transcript is spliced from 3 exons.